This is a messenger RNA of Otolemur garnettii (small-eared galago), 7303 nucleotides long. It is a transcript of the gene UNC119B, whose product is annotated as unc-119 lipid binding chaperone B. NCBI's taxonomy places the organism in Eukaryota, Metazoa, Chordata, Mammalia, Primates, Galagidae. The record is from RefSeq and is a predicted model, not a curated record. The transcript is spliced from 6 exons. Gene Ontology annotation, cellular component: cilium. Bases 2959 to 3717 code for a protein of 252 amino acids. Gene Ontology annotation, molecular function: lipid binding. Gene Ontology annotation, biological process: cilium assembly; nervous system development; lipoprotein transport.
UUUUUUUUUUUUUUGCACUGUUUUUCCUCUGUCUGUAUUUUGAGCUAGUGCUGAGACUGAGAGGCUAUACCAUAGGGAGUUGGACUGGUCUUGGGAGGUGAUGAGGGUUGCCAGUUAGUUGGUGUGGGUAAGAGAGGCUUGGGCUGUUCUGUUGAAUCUAUGCUCUGUCUCAGGUUUUUAUUUCCCACUCAGCCUAGCUGGCCAAAGAUAAGAGCAGACAGUCUGUGUGAAACUUACUUUGCCAGAAGUGUGGCCUCGGUUGAGUUUCUGGAAGGGCCAUGCAAAGAUGUUUACUGGAGAUGGGUUGAGAGUCUGCAGUCUAGCUCUGGGUCAGGGGCAGCUAGUCUCUAAUCAGACUUUUUUGGGUCUCAUGCUUAUUAAAAUAGUGCCAAGAAACUGUGGGAUUCACGUUUCCUAAACCUGAUCCAUUUUUCUAAAAAAAAUCUCAAUUAAUGUGAGGCUGUUUAGUGAAUAGCCUGAGUUCUAGUGAUCUGAAAAAUAGUUAUCUUCAAGUGUCAAAGAUGUUAGACUCCCAAGAGGACUAGCUCCUACCUGCGGGGCCACCUGCUGGCUUGAGAGUGUUGAUCAUCAUGUUCUCUUGCUCCCACUGCCUAAUAGUUGCUGGCAUCACAUUAGAGGUCACUUAGGUUUGAGUUAAGUUUACCUCCCUCUUUCUAUGCCUGGGAAACUGUCCAGUUUUAGAAUUAUGAUUUGACUAUUUUAUCUUUUGGGAAAAGCUUCUGUUUUAAGGAAUUUCUCUUCCUUCUUAUCCUGCCUCUAACCUCUCCUGGAAUGGCCUGGCCAUGGCUUGUAGAAUCUCAGCUGAGAACUUCAGAAAACAGCAGCAGUAUUUUCCUUUACCUAGUGUAACAUCCCUUUCCCUAGGAGUGAGCUCACCUUGGAAAACCCAGGGAAAGAAUCAUCAGGUUCUCUACUCUCCCUGGGGAUUAGGGAAGGACCCAUCCCGGUCAGCACAGUGCCUUUUCCUCUCCUGCUCUGAGCCAGGGUGGACAUGCCCUCUAGAUUCAGGUCUGGGAAGAGGUCCUACAGUCCCUCCCAUGGGGCUGCUUUCCCAUUCCUUCUUCCCCCUCCCCUUUGCUAAUCUACUCUGACAUAAUUCUUCAAGUGUCUUUUUGCCUUGAGGAGCCUUAAUGGCAUUGAGUGGCAACAUAUAAUAUUGUCCUCCAUGCAUCUCCAAUAGAACCUAGGAGAGCAAGAGAGCUUUUUAAACUAAAGUGAGAGACUAAUAGAUGCUCCUGUUUUUGUUGUUGUUGUUGUUGUUAUUGUUUUUUUUAAAGGCAGGAUGGGGAGGUAUGUUUGGGCCUCCUGCUGUGGCCUGUGAGGAAAGAGGCUAGGGCAAGGCUGUGAUCCUGCACUGAAGCAUAACCAGAAGUACCCAGGAUCUGUCCGGAGAUCUCAGAAGAAACCAGAUUCUCUUGUAUGGAAAGAUAUAAUUAGGGAUCAAAGAGCUCUACGAAAUUUGCAAAGAAGCCUUAAUGUUCAAGCUUCGAAGAGAUCAGAGCAAUUUUUCCCUUUUAGUCCAAGAGCUAAGACUCUGUGUUUAGACCUAUCCUAAGGCAAGAGAGCUGGAUUUCCUCAUUUUGUUAUAAGACUAGAUUGUCAUCAAUGAGUCAGCUGUCAGUGAGGGUAGGCUGCUUCUUUGCACAUGUGUGCCUUGCUGCCUAUCUGGUGUGUCCUUCUCAGCUUCCUUUUGUCUAGCCUACUUUGGGUUGCCAGAUCAUCUUGAUAAGAGCAGGUGAUUUGGGGCCUGGCUGGGUUGGCAGGAAAAGAGCAGGAUGGAUCUCUUGGGACAGGUUCUCCCAGGAAUAUAAAAUAAGGAGCCAGGGUUGUGCUGGCAGCUGGAGAGACAGUAGUGCCUGUUUAAGUUGGCAGAGAGGGCCUUGGCACCUCUCACAUCCAGACAGUCUUAUAAGAUGGGGGCACAUAGCACUGGGGAAAGCAGAACUCCAUUCUCACCUCUAUUUUCAGCUUCAGUGCUUUAUUUCAGUAUGAGGAAAAACAACAACAAACUGAAGUGCGCUUUCCGUCCUUUCAAAGGACAACUGUUGGGAAAGGAGAGCCAGGUUGCUAGGUGGGAGGAGAGAAUUGGCAGGGAGAAUCAUUCUUGACUCCUCUCUUCUCUGGUGUGUCAAGAUCCAGGGAAUGAAAAGCAAUUUGACCCUGGAUUAGUUCCUCCUUAAAUUGAAGGAAUGUUACCUUUUCCUUCCAUGAAGUUCUCUUAGGCUAGGACCAGCUGUCCAUUCUGAGCUCAGGGUAGCCGCUUCAACAAUUAUUGGCAUAACCUGACUUGUCAGGAAACUAACCUUACCCCUCCAUAUUGGGUCUGGCUGCUCUAUUCUGUACCAAGUACUAGAGAAAAAAAAUGUCAAUUCUUAGUAACCCUUGCAGGUCUUACUUUAGUUUCCCGUCCUUUGCAGAGGCCAAACCAACUAUUUGUAGCCACAACAUGCAUUCACAGUGGCAAAAUGAGAUAUAAUCGAGGGGCUUUGAACCUGGCUGGCCGGGGAGCUGUAGGGGUGGAUAGAGUUGGCUUUUCUUCUGAGCUGUCUCCAUCUGUCCCUUUCCCUUCCAUGCCCCAUCCUACUCCCACCAAAAAGUAAAAAAUCAGGAUGUUUUUCACUGUCCAUUGCUUUGUGUUUUAAUAAACAAUUUACAGUGACACUCUGUGUUGAGACUGAGUUUCAACUUGAGGUGAAGGGAUGGGGUGGAAAAAGGGAGACCUAGGGGUUCACUUGCCUGCCAAGAGUUCUUUUCUUCUCUCCAGGAUGUUUGGUUAAGGGAAUCAUCGGCAAAGCUCUGCCUGUCCAUUUCAACCAGCAGUGCAUCGAAGGAAAAACAAAAUGGUUUGUCUCUACUCUCACUGGAACAUCAGGCCCUGACUAUCCCACUCCUAAGUUACGGCGCUGUGGAGGCGGCGGCCAUCUUGGCGGCGGAGCGAUGAACUGGUCGAAUCCGAAGGCAGCGGCCGCGGGGUCUGCGGCUGGGCCCGGACGGCUGGUGGCUGGCAAGGAGGAGAAAAAGAAGGCAGGCGGCGGCGUCCUGAACCGGCUCAAGGCGCGGCGGCAGGCGCCCCACAACGCGACCGACGACGGCAUCGGGGCAGCGGUCACGGAGCAGGAGCUGCUGGCGCUGGACGCCAUCCGGCCCGAGCACGUCCUGCGCCUCAGCCGGGUCACCGAGAAUUAUUUAUGUAAGCCUGAAGACAACAUCUAUAAUAUUGAUUUUACCCGCUUUAAAAUUCGAGAUUUGGAGACGGGGACAGUACUUUUUGAGAUUGCCAAACCUUGCAUUUCAGACCAAGAGGAGGAGGAGGAGGAGGAGGAAGGUAGAGAUGUGGAUAUCAGUGCGGGACGUUUUGUCCGCUACCAGUUCACACCAGCAUUUCUCCGCCUUCGGACGGUUGGGGCUACGGUGGAGUUCACAGUGGGAGACAAACCUGUGUCAAACUUCCGGAUGAUCGAACGGCAUUAUUUCCGGGAACGCUUGCUGAAAAACUUUGACUUUGAUUUUGGCUUCUGCAUCCCUAGCAGCAGGAACACUUGUGAACACAUCUAUGAGUUUCCUCAGCUUUCUGAGGAUGUCAUUCGUCUGAUGAUUGAGAAUCCUUAUGAGACCCGCUCUGACAGCUUCUAUUUUGUCGACAACAAGCUGAUAAUGCACAACAAGGCUGAUUAUGCCUAUAACGGGGGCCAGUAACUGCAACAGGAACAGGCAGGAGAGGUGCUUUGCUGUGGCCACAAGACCUUGGCACACAGAGGUGAUUGAAGCUGCAGUUUGUCAACACACACCUGGAAUCUUGCCCUAGGAAGCCAAGGCCGAGGUGGCAGUUUCCUGUGCUUCAAGGGAGGUGCCAAGCAGUGCUAUGUUCUCUUCCCAGUAUUUUUCCUUCCCUUUCUUCCCCUGCCCCUUAGGUCACAGAAGUACUAUAGUAAAGUAAAAGAUUAGGAUAAGUCUCCUGGAUUCCAGAUAAAAAAGUUGAUUUUCUUGUAGUCUAGUUAUCUGCUGGUUUUUCCUGACAAGCCUCGGUCUCUCGAGGCUUAGUUGUGCCUGCUGAGUGAGAAGCCUGUGGUGGGGCCUGCCCGCAGCUUAGCAGCUCUUCCCAAUCCAAGGCGCCGCCUCCUCUCACUUGCAGUGUUGCCAUCAGUGCAGGCUGCCUUCAGCCUGUGCUUCCUCUUAAACCAACUGGAAGUAACUUGAAAGGGGAUGGAGGGGAGGGGUGGUGCCAAGGGUUGAGGUGUAGAUGACACUGCCAAACUGAGAGGACCAUUUUGCAGAGAGACCUGCUGACCUGUCUGACUCCCAGGGUCCUUGGCCUGCCCUCCUAGGGAUAAACCAAGGUUUUGUUCUGGCAGUGCCUUCCUGAUCUCAGUUUGGAGGACAGAUGAGCUUGCUCUGUUUUCCUGGCUCCUAACUUGAGUAUCUUGUGAAACAGAACAUGUCAGUUUUGUUCAUGGAAUGCUAAUAUUUCUCAAGGCCAGAAUAGGCCUCAUUGUAUUUUGUUUUUUUUAUGUCCAGACUUGUUUUGGGGAGGUUUUAUAAAAUGUCAGUGGUGUUCCCAGCAUAUGUGAAGUGUGGUGAGAGUUCUGAUGUAUUAAUCAGGCUCCUGAGGCUAAUCUGGCUCAUGUUGGAAGAAGUAUACUUAUGAACAAGCAGUAACUUUAAAGGAGAGAUUUGAUUUUCUCUACACAGCAUAGCCUGGAGGAUUGGCUUUUGAUGGGGAUUUGCUUCUGAAACUUUGUAGAUUUCUUAUUUAGGAGGGUUUUCCUAUCUGCUUUUCUUCUGAAGUAGUUUCUGGAACCAGCCUGGUAGAUCAGUCAUAAGUAAUGCACAUGCUGAUCCUUCAAACUGCUAGUUGAAAUUGAUAUGAAUGUUUAGAAAGGGCAAAAUAGGUGAGGUGGUCUGUCAGAGUGAUGUGUUCUCAAAAAAAAAAAAAAAAUCCUUGCAUGUCUGUGCAGGUGUGCUACUUUUGUCCUCAGACCAUUAUUGGAUAAACUAUGUCACCUCUUCACCUCCCUAUGGUUGGCUAUGUGGAUGGCUUUAGGAGCUCAGCCCAGAAUCCAUGACCCUCUGAUAGGAUGAUUGAUGUGGCCAGAGUCCUUUUAGCAUUGAUAGAAGGGUGUCAGUAGGGAGGGCUCACGGGUGUAGUAAGUCACUGUGAGGCCUCACAGUACCUGUGUCAGGAGAGGGGCAUCCUCAGGUGCUUGGGAGAAAGAGAGGCCUUAUGGGAUCAGAGAAAGCAGAGACAGCACCUUGCCACGGAAGUUCCUGUGUAUUCACCAACCAGUGUUGUUCCCUGUUUGGAUUCUAGAGUAUGAGUGUCUUUGAACUUUGGCCCAGUGCUUUGUGCCAGGCCACAGUCUUGGUCAUGUCAUAUGCUGGCAGCUUUCUCACUGAGAAAGCCUGAGAUUACUCCCCUGCUGGCACUGGAUUCAACCCUGAGGGAGGGAAUAAACCAUGUGCUCUAUGGAAUUGGUUCCUUGUGACCUGAGCGGAUUCAGCUACAAAUCCGGUGCCUUAAGUGUGGCUCUGUCUCUUACGCUGCUGGGGAAAGCUGUAAUGCUGCUUUCCCUCCUCAUCUACAGACAGACAUCAGCACUGUUUUCUGACCUUCUCUUUCUCAUUGUGGCAUCUCAAAAGUGGGAUUUCUAUGUUCCUGUCAAGCUUAGCAACAAUCCCUUCUCUCUGUGACAGAGUCUCAACUGGGAGUUUCUACUGUUUGAUAUUUAAAUAUUAUGUGGUUUCUGAAGCUGCCCAGAGCUCUGCUUAGUUGAGUGUUUUAGAAAUGUGCUCUUGGACAGACCAUUUCUAGCACCCUAGUGGGCGCUCUCUUAUUCUCAGUGUUAACUUUGUUUGGGAAGUAGACCUGGAAGAGGGGGAAGGUGGGUAUUUUGGCUGUGUCCCUUCCCUAUUAAUUAGCCUUAGUCUCAAUGGAGACUGAGACCAAGUGCUCAGUCUUCCCAGUUCGACAGAGAUUUGCCAUCUUCUGCUCUUGAAGGUUUGAUGUUCUAUAUCUAGGGCUCUGAUUUCUUGUGUCUAGCUGCCCAGGAAAUUUUGAGCAGCAUUACCACUCUGGGCUAUUAACUAGUGUGAGUUUGAAAUUCAAGCUUUUGUACCAGAGUUGAAGAAAAAAUUGGAAGUCAUACCUUCUCUAAAAGUAACGGAACCAUUCAGACAGUGAAGCAAGCUGCCAUGUUAUUAAGGCAUCCAGACUGCUGAUGGCAGUUACCUUGUGGGUGAUACAGUGAGUGGGGAAAAAACUACCUGCAUGGGGACUGUGCCUUCUGUUAAGGAUUGGCAUCUGAGAGGCAGCUUCUCCAGGGAACACAUCCCAGCAGAGUAGCAGGCCCACCUGGUGCAGCAGUACCUACUGCCUGCACCCUUUCCUCUCCAAUCUUGCUCCUGUCCCUUGCCUUAGAAUCUCCUGGAGAGGGCCUUUCCUUUCCUAUACAGCCUUUGGGGUAAGAUGCCCUUCUAGGUUUUCCAAGGAAGAUUCUGGUUUAUUUCAUUCUAUAUUGUUUACUUAGGUGUUAGCUUGAAGCUGUCUUGCAAAGAAAACAUAUUUUAGGGGCGUAGGCUUCCUGAAGACUUGUCUAUCUUCGCACCAUUUCAUUUUCAGUACCUAGGAAUAGUGAUUUGGGGGUGGUAGCGGCCGGUGAUUCUUGAAAUGGCAGUGAUUAGGCAAUCUUCAGCGUAUUUUUUGGUUGAAGUGGAACUCUUUCCUGGAAUGGAUUUAAUACUCUGUGUCUAAUGUACAAAUUGAGCAAGUCUUGUCUUAGUGUGUCCUAAUCCCCAGUAGGCCCCAGGGUACUCUUUCUUUCUCUGUUAAGUUACUUUCUUCUGGUGGCCAGUGUUACAAUGACAUCAGUGAGAUUUGGGGAUGGGGACAGUGUGUUUUAAAAUUCAAAGCACAGUCUCCUUUGCAGUGCACAAGGAUUCCUAAUGCAGAGGGUGCUGCUAUACCUGGUGUAGGAGCCUAAUUGUUAAACCAUCACAUUACAUUCCAUGUCACAAAAGGAUGUGGGGGAGGUGGAUUUACCCCUUCUUUUACAAAAGAUCAUGUAAAGUCAUUGAAGUUGCAAAAGUCUAUUUUUUUCCCUGUAAAUCUAUUUUUCACAGAAUAUAAGAAACAUCAAUGACCUGAUCUGACCUUCCUCUUUCCCACUUUACCCGAGGUCCUCAUUCCAGUUUGGAUUUUCGUUGUGUUCAAAGUAAACUAAGUGACUUAUUUGUAGAAAAUGUUAUUUUGCCACAAGACAAUAAUAAAAGAAAGAUUUUCACAGUA